Molecule: messenger RNA, 1989 nt
Organism: Amoebophrya sp. A25
Lineage: Eukaryota; Dinophyceae; Syndiniales; Amoebophryaceae
Source: the annotation of a GenBank genome assembly
UUUUCUUGCACUCGCUACCAGUUUUAUCCGCCGUAAAGAGUCAUCUGACCACUACCUUAAAGAAUACUUCUUCAAAGUUGUUGUCGGACUCGGCGCCGUGGAUAUCUGAAAGCUUAAGUUUUCAAGGUGAAUUUUCAAAAGAAAAGAAACAAGGAACAACCAAGAUGGAGCUGAACUGGUUUGACAAAUCUCCUCCGGGUGGCAAGCCUACCAUGCCCAUGGCGUGGCCUUCACAGGCUGGAAAUCCGCAGCAGGGCAUGUUCUUUAACGCGCAAGGCUCAGUGGGUGGAGCGGCUCCCCAGUACAUGAGCACCGGCGCGAACAUGACGGGAGGCGCGCCGCCUGCUCCGCCGCCACAUGGCAUGCGCACGAAUUACAACGCUGCUAACUAUGCGGCCCCAGCGACAAUGUCAAUGAUGAACUCGAACUCCAAAAGCUACCCCUCGAUGAACAAAAACAACAACGGGGCUAAGGACCCCCUUGCAGAUGAUUUUGCCGCUCUAGUCGGCUUCGCUGGAGUAACGUCGCCUGCAGCCGGAACAAGUGGUUCGUUUGCUCCAGCCGACCGCGCACCCCCAGCAACCGGUCCUGCUAUGCCAUGGGGUUCAGUGAACUCAAAUGGCAGCGCGCCGAAUGCCGUGACCGCCUCGUCGUCGAAUGCCGCAGCUUCUUCGAGCACUAACGCAAAGACCAAGGAAAAGAAACCACCUCCACCGGGUCAAAGUAAAGCUGCAGAGAAGAGAGAAGCCGAGCAUGGUGAUGGAGGAACGUCUUCGAGCAAAGCAGCGGAAGGAAGCACACUGAAUAGCAUGUGGAGUGCCUUUUUUGGUUCGGGUGAAAGAGAAAAGAAAAAGGAACGCAGACCCGCAAAAAAGGAACGCGAGCUCUCGGCGAUGGAAGCAGAAGCGUCGAUCCAGCAAGCAGUGGGAGCAAAAACGAAGUUGGUAUGUGAGACUGCAUGUUGAACAGCUAGACUUAUAGGCUAAACCAAAAGCGGUCUGCGGAUAGUAUCAUUCCUUUCUUCGCCCAAUGAUGUCCAGGUCAGCAACGCUUUGCAGCAAAAGCUGAAGCAAGCGGAGGCAGAGCGUCGGCGCCUCGCAAGAAUCGACGCGCAAAUGCAGCAUCUCGACGCAAGCGAGCAGCGAGGUACUCUUUGGGGGUUCACGGGAAUAACUCGCUAUAUUUUUUUACAUUGUGAAUUUGACCUUGUUCCAUCUGCAUCUUUCACUAACAUCAUCUUCCAGAUUCAAUUGAAUCCGAAUAUCAGAUAUCGCUGCAAUGCGGGAGCAAGUGGAGACAAUGUCGGGAAAGAUAGCGAAUCUGCGACGCGACUCCGAUUCAAAACGGGCCGCCCUUGAACGCGCGACGCAGGAUUACGUGGAUGCGACAGAGAGACUACAGGAUGCAGAAGCAGAGAAGAAGGAGAUUGAGGAGAAUCUCGUGGAAAUGAUUCUGCAGUCCGGAAAGAAGAAGGACGAGCAGCUGAACAAGCUCCUAUGUGAGAUCGAGGCAGAGGACGCUGCAGCCGCAGGAGCGACUGUAGCUGGCAGUGCUGCCGCAACAUCAUCAUCUUCUGAAUCAAAAGCACAGCCUAGUAUGAAAGCAGCAUCAUCGGGAAAAGAAAACAUGGCAAAUAAUGCGACGUCUAGCGAGAAAAGUAGCGAUCUAAAAGGACCAUGCGUGUCGAAUUCGGGCAUAAAGCUAGACAAAUCGUAUGCAGAACAGAAGAAUGGUAAUGCGACUAUAACAGUUUCAAGUACAACCGGGCCUGCUGAUAGCGGGUCAUAGCAUGACCACCAAGAGACCAACAUGCCUGGCAACAACCAGAUUUUUGUGCGCUUGAAGCGUUGAUUGUCUGAUCGAUAUCGCGGAGCAUUAUUGUCACGGUUCUGCAUGACUUCUGAUGAUCGAAAACCUGUUCUGCUCUGCUUCGGCUUCUUCUAAAAAUGAAUAUGUACUUAUGAUAUAUGAAAAUGUAGUUGUAAUAAA